CGCCGGUUAAAAGUCGUUUGCGAGACUCCCCUGACCACGCGCACGUCACGCACACGGCCUCAUUGUCUUUAUGUUUACUGUCAUAUCCUCUCGUUGAUCUUGUCCUUAUUUUGGUAUUAGUUAAGAUUUAAGAAAAUAACCACACAUUAUUACAUAAUUCUGUUAUCAAUGAAUGUCUGGUAGAUUACCUACAAUUAUAUGUAUAUAGAAAACAAACUACCAAAUUCUUAUAUAAGUUGAAUUCUUAUACGAUGUAAUGUAAUUAAUAGUGAUUAUUUAUUUGGCAAGGUCCAGUUUGGAACAACCAUCAAUUACAAGACUAAGCAAUGAAAGGUCUAGGUGAAAGUGUUAUGUUUAUAUAUUUGUUGUGAUGUGACUUUUUAUCUGUGGCGGUUUACCGGUGAAGGUUCAGUUUUAUAUUGUAAAAUUUGAGAGGAUGAACGAGAAAAAACGAACGCGCCCGCGGCGACGGGAGACUUUCCGCGAACAACGCCAGGACUUGCUGCUGGCUUGGAACGAUGAGGUGUGCAAUAGCGAGGAGGUGCCCGAGGUAGAAAUUGUUAGUCUGCUACAAGAACAUAUACCAAAAUAUCGCCUGAGAGCCGACAGUCUUACGCAGUUUGGAGGGUACGAGAAUCAAGACUGGUUUAUUCCAUCGCCAGCGCUACCCUUGAGUUCGGACGAUCUUGCACUAACGCCUGACCAGAUCAGGGAGACGCUGAAUUACUUUCUUCUAUGCAGCAACAGAGUGAGCCAAAUGACAAAAACCUACAAUGACAUCGAAGCGGUAACAAGGCUCUUAGAAGAAAAAGAGAAGGAUUUGGAGUUGACGGCACGUAUCGGCAAGGAAUUAUUGACUGCUAAUGGGCGUCUGGAAGCUCGUGUUACAUCGCUCGAGGGCGACUUACGUAGCGCUCGGGACCUCAUCACACAGCUCAAACACGAUCUCACCACUAAAACAGAUUUACUGCAGGUGUUAACAAAUGACACAGAGGAAGGUACCUCCACGACGGAGGAGCAAGAAGCGGCUUGCGCGGCAGCACUGCGCAAACGCACAGGCGCACUGGAGCGAGAAAACAGGGCUCUACGAGAGGAGGCCGCGCGGCUUGCCGCCGGCACAGAUAGCGCCGAGCUGGCUGAGCAACAGCUAUUGCGGGAUAUUGCGCACCAACUCGCAAGUGCAAACUCGGAGGCUACCGUCUUGCAAAAUGAGUUGGAGGAGGAGAGACAACGAAAUGCGGAUCUGCAGCACCAGGUUGAUAGCACGAACGCAAGGCUCGCCGUCACUGAAAGAAAUUUCCAAAAGCUAACCGCAGAACACGAGCACACGAUAAGAAUAUUAGAUAUCACUAGAGAAAAUCAAAAUUCUCUUGCAACUGAGUUGGCCGACACGAAGGAGCGAUAUGCAGAAGUGGCUGCGCAUUUGGCGGAAGCGCAGGAGCAGCUGCGACAGCUUCGCAAGCGCGGCGAGCCGGUGCGCGGUCUCAUGCCGAGCGUGGCUGCUGCUGCGGGCCUGCUGCCGGCCAGCCUGCACCGGGAGAUGCAUUCCUCCGUCUUCUCGGAGCUCAGCCUCGACUCCGGCAUCGGCGAUCCGCUCGCACAGUCAAGUAUGCAGAAAGUGUUUGAAACCGUGCAGUGUGCAUCGCGGUGGUCGGGCGCGUCGCUGCCCGGGUCGGACGCGGCGGACGCGCCGGACGGGCCGUCCUCCGCCGCCGUCUACCUCAAGCCGCCGCCCAAACGCACCUCCAGUGACUCCUUCUUCGACGACGUCUCCGAUACCGAUUCCGAUGACCUCUAUCCUGGGGGUUCUGGCGUUGGCGUACCAGGAGCGCCGGGUGCAGCAGAGCUGGCGGCUGCUCUACGCCGCCUCACGCCGCACGAGAUCGACUCGCGACGCGCUUCACUCACCGCCUCGCAUGCACUGCGCCACCGCCGUCAUGCCGACAGAGACCUCAGCGAGGAGAGUGCGGUGUGGGGCGCGGGCGCAGCUGGUGGUCUGGCACGAUUCCGCGCUCCACACAAACUACAGAUAGUGAAGCCUCUGGAAGGAUCCCUCACAUUACACACGUGGGCGCAGCUCGCUAAACCCACCAUGUCAGGUCUUCUAGAAGAACAGGAGGGUGUAGGUGUCCGUGGCUCGAGGUCUGCGGCCGCGCUCGGCUUGCAAACGUACCGGCUGUCUGACGUGGAGGAGGACGACGACAUGCUGAGAUUACCGCACUCAAGCCACGUAUACACUUUCACAAACAGUACCGUGCUCCACCCGAACGACGGCAGCCUGGCUAGCACGAGCGUGAGCAGCGUGUGCAGCAGCGGCAUGAGCAGCCUCGCGAGCAGCGUGCUGGGCAGCGCGUGGAGCUCGCGGCGCACGUCGCGGCGCACGUCGGCCGCCGUGUCGCCGGUGCUGUCGCGGCGCGAGUCGUUCUGCGCGCCGCACUUCUCGCCCACGGCCACGCCGGCCAACAGCCCGCUGCUGGGCUCGCCCGACGCCUCGCCGCCCGCCACGCCGCGGCCCGGCGACGCGCCGCCCUCGCUGCACGCGCUCAUCGCCAGCGGCACCUCCAUCCUCCGCCGUCGGUACCGCGGAGCCUCCUCGCCCGCCGCGGACGCCGCGCCCGCGCCGCUCGCGCUUCAGACGCCCGGCUCGCUCUAUACGGGCCUCGUGCACCGCAGCCCUAUGGAGCAGCUCACCUGCCUGAAGCGCACGCUGCGCUCGCCGGCCGCCGCGCCGCCCGUAGACGUCGCCGCGCUGGCGCCGCCGCCGCCGCCGCUGGGCGUGCCCGCGCACCCGGGCGAGGGCGCUCUGGACAAGGGCGGGCGGCGGCCGCGCCCGCGCGCCGACCUGGGCACCGUGGAGCCGGCGACGCCGCCCGGCCCGGCAGUGAGGUCCGCCUUCGGCACGCUCAGCCUACUUUUCGGCCGGAAAGGUGGCUUGCUAUAAGAGCGGCCUCGACGCGAUCGAGUCCAUCUCAUCAGUUUUUCCACGGACACGGCGGUUUCGUUCUUUGUGAUUUAGUGAUAAACGUCCGGUUGUAUAAUGAUUCGUUUUCUAUUCGAUACGGUUUAUAUCGGCGACCUCAUUAUAUUUUUAUUUCGAUUUCGUAAAUAAUUUCGUUUUUCGAUUUUUAUUGCCUUUUGACGUGUAUUUUUAUUAGCAUUUUUAUAGAGAAUCGCCAUGUGCAUUUAUGUGGCUGGCCACGGGAUUGAAUAAUGAAUCGAUAGUUAUGUAAAGUCCUUCCUCCAGUCGUUUUCUUCUCUCUGAAACAUUCCUAUUAUUAUGAGUUGAAUUUCUUGUAGUACUUGUUCAUACAUAUAGAGAGAAAAAUUGCAAGGGCCAAGUGUGCGAUCCAAAAGCGCGCUAUUUGGAAAAUAUUAAAAUAAAGAAAACGAAAUAGAAUUCAUUUAUAUUAAAAUUGAUUUAAUUAUAUCAAAUUAUUAAAUACAAGUACCGCGACCCAUUUUAAAUCUUUCACAUAUACUUAAAAAAGUAGUGACUUAAUUAUAUUGAUUUUAGAACUGAGCAUGUCCCGUCGCUGAACACCUUAGUAUUAUGUGUAAGGGUUGUAUUUAUAUUUAGGUAGGUGAAAUAGUGAGACUUAACACUUAGGUUAUUAGAAGCUUUGAAAAAGAAUCAUAAAUCAACACCGAUAUUCAACAUGCAAUUAUGGCAAUAUUGUUACGAUGCCUUUGAUUGUUUUUAGUGUUGAUAAAUAUGUAUCAUUGUAAAUAAUCAAUUUUCCAUCAAUUUAGAAGAGUACAAAUUAUUUAUGUUUAUAUAAUAAAAUAUGGUAGUGUGUAUAUUAUUCUUGAUGAAUAAUACUAUAAAUGCAGGUAUUUUUUUUUACUUGAAAUUGUUUUAUUAAUUGAGAUUGUUAAUGUUAACAUCAAUAAUUUUUAUUAUGUAUAUAAAUAAAAGAAGGCUUGUUUCAUGCCAUCUUGACGUUUGGAUUAUUCCUUUCACAAAGGAUUAUUCGUAAUUUCUGGUCUUUAUUAUUUUAGGUCUGUAUAAAAAAUGGUGCAUGCCAUAGUAUAGUAAGUAUUUUUCAAAAUAAAGGUGCACCUAGUGAACUGCCGAUUAUCAAUAAUGAUUACAGCUAUCUCAAACUUAGUAAAAUGAUACUAGUUUAAUUUAUUCAAUUAUUGUUGUUAGGUUACUCAAACUGGUGCUAGUAUUAUUAUGUCGAUGAUGUUAAUUCACAUGUUUUAUCUUGCUUUACUUAGAUUAUUGUAGUUUUGGUUUCACAUCGUAUAUACUUAAAUAAAGUAUAAAUACAAAUUAAUAUGAAAACAUUGUCUCAUGAGAGUUCAUUCUUUACACACGACAAAUGAAAAAAUCGAUAUUAAUCGACAUCGCUCAUGUGAUUCAACAAGUGCAAUUUUUGCAUCUUUUUUUGUUCUAUAUCAUAUGUACGGUAUCAAUUACUUCAACGAUUUUUUCGUUUACCAACUGUCAAGGAGACAGAGAAUUUAAGUUCAUUGUUAUAUUCAAUAGUAAGUUUUGUCAUUGCAUUAAUUUAUUAAUAUAGUAUAAUCAAUGGAGAGUAAAUUUCGUAAUCAACAAUGUUAGGCUGUGAAGCGAUCAAAUGUUGAGAUGUUAAAAGAAUGAUGCCUAGACCUGAAAUCUACUUAGCAAGUAGGCACAAACUAUGGUGUAGUCAUAAGGGCAAUCUGAUGAGAUUUGACGAUUACAAUAAAUAAUAAUGAAUGAAUAAUAA
This is a messenger RNA of Achroia grisella, 4715 nucleotides long. RefSeq names its product trafficking kinesin-binding protein milt (gene milt). Lineage: Eukaryota; Metazoa; Arthropoda; Insecta; Lepidoptera; Pyralidae. The transcript has 15 exons. The coding region runs from base 437 to 2941 and encodes 834 amino acids. The record is from RefSeq and is a predicted model, not a curated record.